AUGCCUCCCAAACCGAGCAAUCUUACCAGCAGCUUCUCUGUCAACGAUGCCGCCAACGAGGUAGCUGUCAACCCGGUCUACACCACACAACAACACAUUGACUCAUCACCUCACGAACAGGUUCAGUGCCCUCUCGCGAACCAUGACGGUUCGCUAUGUCGCAAGCGAUGUCUCGGGGAGAAGCGCUACCGCUCCAUGCAGGAGCAUAUCCGCCGUGCCCAUCCCGAAUACUACCUCCCGAAGCUGCCGGCCACGAAGGAGAGCUUUGAGUUGAUGAUAUCUACCCCGCCACACGAACGGCCAGAGAUCGAUCCGAACCACGCCAAUCACCAUCACGGCCACCAACACAGCGUCUCACAACAACAACAACAACAACAACAACAACAACAACAACAUCAUCAUCACGAUCCGUCCGGUCUAUCACCCGGUUUCUACGGUGAGGACCCAGGGCUGGGCUCGAAUUUCGGAGGAUAUGGCAUUGGAACACACGACGGUGGCUACUACACGGCUCAAGACGCCGAUGCCACUGCCAUCUACAACAACAACAUGCACCGUACUUCCGACGAGUACCGUCGAGGUUCGUUGAUACCGACAGCAUCUGCUGCACAAGCGUUGGCACAGCUGUCAACUUACAGACCAGAUUCGUCUCAUACGUGGGCAGACGAUAUUGGCUCGGGUCAGGUGAAUUUCACUGCUCCCUUCAUGUUUUCAUCCCCAACAAACACUGAAGCCGAUCUUCUUCAGGCUCAAUACGGCACCUACCACGGUGACAUCAAGGAAGAGCACCCGUAUCCGCAACUUGACCCCUCACUACAAGACAGCACUGCCUGGCAGAGCGAGCAUGUCGGAUAUCCGGUGACCACAAGUCAAGACGAUACUGGUCUACUGCAGACCAGUAUGGCAGGCUCACCCGAUCGGCCCACAUCGAUGUCGGCCCUACACCGAAGUCUCUCUAGAGGCUACAGCGGCAAUCGUCCUAGAAAGUCGAGCUUGACCUCAGCCAGGCUCGGGCAACACGAACGGAAAAGGUCUAAAGACGGCAAGCGCUCAAGCGGUGAUAAAAGCAAAUUCUCUGCCGACCGUAACAAGCGGUGGGAAGACCUUAUCGAUGCUGCCGCCAGCGCCACAGAAGAAGAAGGAUCUCGAGACCUGACUCCGAUACCAGCGUCGCCGCAUCAUUCACCGCAUGUGACAUCGCGGACGAGUAUACCACCAAUGUUUGGUCUUGGAUCUCAGUUUGGGCCACAACUCAACUCGUCCUUUCAAGCUUCGCCUUUGAAUCGAGCAUUAACGCCGCCGUCUGCCGACCAACCCGGACUUGGGUUGGAGCACUUUCCGUCUGUUGACAGCAGCAUAAGCUCGCAUCAGCACCAUCACUCGACGGAUUCCGGCUCCAACUUUCACAUUAUGAAUGCGUCAUCGAUCGAUUCCUCAUCUCCAGUCUUCAACAAUCAAGCCAACAAUGUGGGUGAGACCAGUCAUGUUGAGGUGUAUUGCGCUGGAUGCCGCCGACCAGCAUUCCUCGUCAAGUGCAACGCCUGUACUAAUUGUAUCUGCGCGCUAUGUCAAAAUUGCACUGCUGCGAUCAUAGACGAGCAAAGCCGAGGUCGCGUUGCCGGAUGCCCUCGGUGUCAGGUCAUGGACUCAUCCUUUAAACCUUUCCAAGUGGACUUACGAUAG
Fulvia fulva is the source of this 1680-nucleotide messenger RNA. RefSeq lists its product as uncharacterized. Bases 1 to 1680 code for a protein of 559 amino acids. Lineage: Eukaryota; Fungi; Ascomycota; Dothideomycetes; Mycosphaerellales; Mycosphaerellaceae. The transcript has 3 exons. The record is from RefSeq and is a predicted model, not a curated record.